GUGUGAGUGUGUGAGAGGGAGAAGACAGACGUGCUGGUGUUGACAUGGCGAGUGUGUGGCGUGCGGUGUGUGUUCUCCUCUGUCUCAGCGCGUGUGUGUGGGACCGAGUGUGUGUGGACACAGAAGAGGAGAUCCCAGAGGAGAAUGACGUCCUGCGACUCAAGAAGAGCACCUUUGACCAGGCCCUCAAACGCUACCCCAAACUCCUCGUGCACUUCUAUGCACCACUGUCAGGCGAGUCCAUGAGUUCCAUCAUGGAGUUCUCAAAGGCCUCUGCCCAGCUGAAGGAGACGACAAGCACCAUUACACUGGCCGGAGUGGACGUGUCCAAGGAGAAGGAGUUGGCAGCGCAGCUCAACGUCACGGCCAUCCCUUCCAUACGCCUGUACCUGUCGGCUGACAAACACAACCCUGUACACUGCCCUGCUCUCAGAGACGCUGACGCCAUCCUGACCUGGCUAAAGAGGAGAGAGGGCCCCAGUGCUGAUGUCAUCGAGGGCCUCGGCCAAUUAAAGGACUUCAGCGAGUCACAUGAUCUGGCAGUGCUGGGACUGUUUAAGGACCUUGAACAGGGGAUGGUCCAGGUUCUCUUCUCUGUUGCAGCUGAGGUGGCGGAUCUCCCGUUUGGAGUCACACACAGCAGUGAUGUCUACACACACUACAACAUCAACACAGACUGUGUGUUACUGCUCAAAAAGGGUAAGCUGGACAGUAAGCUAGAGAUGAGUGAUGACAUCACUGCAGAGGCUCUGACUGACUUCAUCAGAAUCCACGAGUUUGACCUGGUCAUGGAGUACAAUGGAAAGACCGCUCCUCAGAUCCUGAACUCUGUGGUGAAGAAUCACCUGGUGCUCUUCAUCAACAAGACGGAGGAGAGCUUCACACACACACUCAGCGAGUUCCACAACACGGCCACACACUUCCGGGGUCAGGUCCUGUGUGUGUUGAUUGACACUGAUGAGCCGCGUAACGGCCGUGUGAUGGAGUUCUUCUGAAGUGUUUGUGUGUGUGUGCGUGUGUGUAGGUCCUGUGUGUGUUGAUUGACACUCGAUGAGCUUCACCCAGAACGGCCGCACAAGGUGGUGGAUGGAGUUCUUCCCAAGGUGUUAAUGUGUGUGUGUGUGUGUGUGUGUGUGUAGCCCAGACUGCAGAGUGAGCCUAUUCCAGAAGAAUGGGACAAGCAGCCUGUGAAGGAGCUGGUGGGACUGAACUUUGAACCAUUAAGCCUUCGAACAACUAGCGUCUUGGUGCUUUUCUAUGCACCGUGGAGUGAGGAGAGCCGCGCCCUUUUCCCGCUGUGGGAGGAGCUUGCGCAGCGCCAGAACUACGACAACGUAGACGCUAGAUCGGCGACGCCAACGUAUGUCAACAUCAGACUACAGGAGAAGCCCCCGUCAAUCAAAAUCUUCCCUGCUGUUUAUGCAGAAAGGGUCAUCCACUACACUGGGGAUCGGACAGCAGAUGCUGUGGUGGAGUUUGUGCAACAGGAGAUGAAGAGAGCAAAGAAGGACAAAGCCAAGGAGGACAGGGAGAGGAAGAAGUACAUUGAAAAAGUCAAAGCACAAGAAGCAGCUGAGAAGAAAGAUGAACUUUGACCUCUCUAUCACACACACUCACACACACACACACACACACUUAAAGACACAUUCAUAAUACCAAUAUAAACUACCUAAACACAUACUACCUACGGAAAAACACAAACCUUUAAACACACACAUAUCAACAAUACAAAAACUACACACACACACACGAGGAGAUGAAAGAAUCUUUCUGUUACUCAGCCAGGUGGCAUGUGAUUGGUCAGAGAUGACACUUGUUUGUGAUUGGUCAGAGGUUUAACACUGGGCUGUGACUGGCCAGUGAUGAUUAAACUUGAUAAACCCCA
Messenger RNA from Alosa alosa (allis shad), 1885 nucleotides. RefSeq lists its product as uncharacterized. Gene Ontology annotation, cellular component: endoplasmic reticulum. Gene Ontology annotation, biological process: protein folding; response to endoplasmic reticulum stress. Lineage: Eukaryota; Metazoa; Chordata; Actinopteri; Clupeiformes; Clupeidae. The record is from RefSeq and is a predicted model, not a curated record.